Zootoca vivipara (common lizard) is the source of this 8062-nucleotide messenger RNA. It is a transcript of the gene EHD2, whose product is annotated as EH domain containing 2. The record is from RefSeq and is a predicted model, not a curated record. Gene Ontology annotation, cellular component: plasma membrane; cytoplasm. NCBI's taxonomy places the organism in Eukaryota, Metazoa, Chordata, Lepidosauria, Squamata, Lacertidae. Gene Ontology annotation, biological process: endocytosis; endosomal transport. Gene Ontology annotation, molecular function: protein binding; calcium ion binding; GTP binding.
CCUUCCGGAAUAAUUUAUGCUAAUGUAUCCUGCACCCUGUUUCUUGGCAGCUGCUCGUCCCGACAGCCAGCGCCUUCCUCCAAGAGGGAGCCCCCUUCAGAAGCUUCUCAGGAUCCCAGAAGUGGGGAAGGAAAACCAACAUUUUUUUUAAAAAAACAAACCCUCCCAAACAACCAAAAGGGAUUUUCCAUCUGAAACUGGCAUUUGUGUCUGUGUGUGUGUCUCCCUUACUCCACCCUUGCCUGCACCGCUGUGUGCUGGCUUACAGCCUCUCUCCACUGCAUUUUGGAGAAGAAAGUGACGUCUUCUCUUCGAAAGGCAGAAGAAACACAGCGAUCCACACAUAGGAGUAUUUAUUUCUGAUCCGGAGUCUUUAUAUCCAGGGGCAAAGUGCAUGCGGUGCUUUUAUACCUGAAGCUCGGGUGAUCAGUAAGUUUAGAGCUGGAAGAAUAUCCCCCAGAAGAUCUCUUGACUGAGGUGCUUUUGCUUGGAAUCUCUUGAACUCCUCAAAGUUCUGGACCAGCCCACCAAAGUCUGAUAUAGAAGAACUACAGACACCACCCAUAGAAUCUCGGUUUCAUCUCAGCUCCUUGGAAGAUUAGAGACCCAUUAGCUCCCUGGAUUCUCUUUGGGUGCUAGAUCCCAACAGCUUUUUGGUCAGGUUCGAGGGCCUUGCCUACUUCUGUCAAUCCUGAUCUCAUUCUUGAAAGGUCUGCAGGCUGUCUGUCGAGACUUCAAUCUCCAACGAAAGUCCCCUCCUCUUCCACCGCACCUCCAGCUUCUUCGAUUUACAGUCCACUUGCAAGGGACCGGGCUCCGUGCCAUUCUCACCGGGCUGCCAAGAUGUUCAGCUGGAUGAAGAAGAACGAGAAGAAGAACCCCGAAGUGAUCCGUACGGUCACCGAGGGCCUGAAGGACCUCUACAAGAGGAAGCUGCUGCCCGUGGAAGAGUACUACCGGUUCCACGACUUCCAUUCCCCGUCCCUGGAAGAUGCCGACUUUGACAAUAAACCCAUGGUGCUGGUGGUGGGGCAGUAUUCUACCGGCAAGACCACCUUCAUCAAAUACCUGCUGGAGCAGGACAUCCCUGGGAGCCGCAUUGGGCCUGAGCCCACCACAGACUCUUUCAUUGCCGUCAUGCACGGCGAAACGGAGGGCAUCAUUCCGGGCAACGCUCUCAUCGUGGACCCCAAAAAGCCCUUCCGGAAACUCAACCCCUUUGGGAACACCUUUCUCAACCGGUUCAUGUGUGCCCACUUGCCAAACCAGGUUCUGGAGAGCAUCAGCCUUAUCGACACCCCAGGGAUCCUUUCUGGUGCUAAGCAGCGUGUGUGCCGAGGCUACGACUUCCCGGCAGUGUUGCAGUGGUUUGCCGAGCGCGUGGACCUCAUCAUCCUCCUCUUUGACGCCCACAAGCUGGAGAUCUCAGACGAGUUCUCGGAGGCCAUCCGGGCCCUCAAGGGCAACGAGGACAAGAUCCGGGUGGUCCUGAACAAGGCCGACAUGGUGGAGACGCAGCAGCUGAUGCGGGUCUAUGGCGCCCUCAUGUGGUCGCUGGGCAAAGUGUUCAACACGCCCGAGGUGCUGCGUGUCUACAUCGGGUCCUUCUGGUCGGAGCCCCUGAUGAUCUCCGAUAACCGACGGCUCUUUGAGCUCGAGGAGCAGGACUUGUUCACGGACAUCCAGAACCUGCCUCGGAAUUCUGCCCUGAGGAAGCUUAACGAUUUGGUCAAGAGAGCCCGUCUGGUCAGGGUGCAUGCUCACAUCAUCAGCCACCUGAAGAGAGAGAUGCCGUCUGUCUUUGGCAAGGACAACAAGAAGAAAGCGCUGAUUGCCAAGCUGCCCGUCAUCUUCGCCAAGAUCCAACUUGAGCAUCACAUCUCGCCGGGCGAUUUCCCCGACUGCGACAAGAUGCAGGAGAUGCUCAUGGUGCACGACUUCACCAAAUUCCACGGGCUGAAGCCGCGCAUGGUGGAUGCUCUGGACGAACUGCUGACACUGGACAUUGCCAAGCUGAUGCCCCUUCUGCGCCAGGAGGAGGUGGAGGUCCCCGAGCAGAUUGUGCACGGCGGUGCCUUCGAAGGCACCCGCAACGGCCCCUUCAUCGAAGGGGCGACUGAGGGAGCCUACGAGGGCAUGGACGACGACGAGUGGGUUGUGACCAAGGACAAGCCCAAAUAUGACGAGAUCUUCUACAACCUGUCCCCUAUGGAUGGCAAGCUGAGCGGCACCAAAGCCAAAAACUGGAUGGUCGGCACCAAGCUGCCCAACUCAGUCCUCGGCAAGAUCUGGAAGCUCAGUGACGUCGACCGCGACGGCAUGCUGGAUGACGAGGAGUUUGCUCUUGCCAGCCACCUCAUUGAGGUCAAGCUGGAGGGCCAUGGCCUGCCCUCCGACCUGCCCCGCCACCUUGUGCCGCCCUCCAAGCGUCGGCAGAAGGGGUCGGCAGAGUAAGGAAUCUCCCCAAGCUGGCCUCCAUCCCUACGCCAGGCUUGAACUGCUCCAGUAGGCCCUGGUUUGGCGCCGGCUUUCCGUUUUCCGCCCAUAUCUGGCUCAAAGCCCUUGUGAAGGCCUCGUUCUUGCACAGCAUGGCAGGUCCUGUUUCCUGCUCCCUCCUUCAAGCCAGUAACCACUUCUGCCUUCUUCUUUGUCCCUACCGGACAGGCUUCAGUUCCUCACGUAGGCCUUAAUUCUCCAAGCAUCGUUUCAACUACUUCAGCUGGGCUCACGGUCCAGGUUUCCACUUCCUUCUCCCAGGCCUAGUUGGGCCAGUGCGUUGGUCUUCACUCGUGCCGUACUUUCCUUUCGCAAAAAAAGGGUUCCCUGCGGCAAUGCUGCAAUAGUUAUCUCACGCUUGAGCUACCUGCUUCCACAGCACCAGCCUCAGACUGUUCUGUUGCUGCUCGCAAAUGAAGAGAACCUUGACCCAAGAAUCUUGACCUUUUUUUCACUGGGUCUUGGCCUUGUUGCCAGCUCAGACUCCAAUGUGUGCCCUUUUCAUUCCUCUGGCUCCAUUAGAAACCUUCUCUACGUUGAACCUCCUUAGCUGGACACCUCAAGACUGCUCGGGUACAUUAUUCUGGCCGGGCCUUAUGGACAGCGACUGUCAAAGGUUUCCUGGGUGGCAUUUUGCUGCCGGCAUUACUCCAUCAGUCAGGGUGGGGGGGCGACGUGAGGCAGGAGUGAAGGAAGACCAGCAAGGAAAAGGACAGAAACAUCAGUCCACACUCAAGUCCACGUGCAAAACUGACCAGGAAGCCUUUAAAGAAAUCAGGAAGAGAGUAUCCAUUGACCCACCCUGGCCUACUGCCAUCAGUAGGCUUGGUUCAACUACAGUGUCCUCUUUUUAGAGCAAGCUUUGCAGAAUGAAUGCUCGCCUAGCAACCCUUACAUGCCAGAGUACAGGACCCUCUAGGGAAGGGCUAUAGCUCAGUGGUAAGGAAUCUGCUUUGCAUGCAGAAGGUCCCAGGUUCGAUCCCCGGCAUUUCCAGGUGAGGCUAAAGAAAUGGAUUGGGCUUGUCAUUUCACAGAUAGUGUUGGUGGCAGAAGAGAGCUUUGCCUGGGGUUUUUUUUCCAUCCUUGCAAGUGAAAAUUAUGCCUUGGGUGUUUGUUGGCUUGGGAAAGCAAAGUAGAAACCAUGGGCUAGAUAGAUAAACCAAGUUAAACGAACUCCCUUAUUUUCCAUUGGAGGGAUGCCCCUCACAGCGAGAGCCUGCCUGGAAUGUGCAAAACCCCUCAGGGAAAACAAGGAGAGUUGGGCCAGCAGGAAACCAGCAAAUAUUGGAAGUGCCCCCUGGCACUUCUCAAGAGAAUGCUUGAGGUGGCAGCGUUUCAAAUCCAGCCUUUGAGAUGGCCCCCUUUGCAGACCAGGGAAGCAAAAGCGUCUUCCACCUGGAGACGGGAUUAAGAGCGCUUGCCUCAGUGAAACAGGCAUUUCCCCCAACCACCCCACUUUCUGGGAAGACACUUGCAGAAGCAAGAGCUUAUUGGCGAGUGCCUUCCCAAGUGUUAUGGGGUGUAUUGGGGAUAUGGGGUGGAAGCUCCUACACAGGAACAAAAGAGGUGGCGAAGGCCACCAACCUGGGUGGCUUUAAAAGAGGAGUAGACAAAUUCAUGGGUGAAAACGCUGUCUAUCCCCCUCAGCCAUUAUAGCCGUUGCUACCUCCCCUCUCAUAGGCAGUGUGCAUUCAAAUACCACUUGCUAGGAAUUGCAAGGGGGGGGGAGUGCUGUUGCAAUCUGGUCCUGCUUUUCAGGCUUCCCAAAUUGGCAUCCAGUUGGCCACUGUGAACCCAAGAUGGCCCACUGAUCUGAUCCAGCAGGAUUCUUCUGAUCCUCUUAGCAAGCUCUGCUUUAGCCCACAUUUGCUGCGUUCGAGCCAGAGCCGGCCCUACCAGUAGGCAAGAGGCAAAAACCUGGCCUUCAUGUUCACAGGCCAGAUUUCGGGUGGGUACCACUGAAAGGCGUCGUCAUUUGCUUCGUUUGUCGUUAAGCUUUUCAUCAUCCCUGAGGCAGGCUGCCGCUCUGUUUUCUCAGCCUCAGAAAACCAAAUGGCUUGGAGCCUUCUCUGGGCUCAAGUAGGGUCGUUCCCUACGGAGGCCUGCGACACGGUGAGGAAGUUUGCUGCCGUCCCAUCCACUCCCCAAAAGCCUCUGCUGGCUUUUGAGAAAACACACCUCAAUUGCUUUAGCUGCCUGUUUGUGCUGACUACUAAAAUAGCUUCCAUUCCUAGGCCUGAAUACUGCCACACCCCAAGCCCUCCUGGGAUUUAGCUUCCUCCAAACAUCAUGCUUUUUCUACUGGCCAAAGGCCAGGUAGAGGCCUGGGUUUACCUCACAGCCAAGAAGAUCUCCAUCCAUUGGCAAGGGUGAGGUGGUUGAGAAAGUUGAAUAAGGGCUGGUGUCCAGAUGGGCAGUCUAUGGCUUGAGGCUUGCAUUGGACUAAGGCAGCCGAAGUUGGGAAUCGGGGAGCAAUCUGCUUCAGCUUGCACUUAAAGAUGAACUAACCUAAUCCGCACGCCCCAAAACAAUAUGCAAACCAAAAACGCAGCCACCCUUUGAAAUUUGCACUUUUCUGUUAUCCAGCUAAAUAAAAAGAUGAACGUGUUAGCCGAGAGGCUGCAUAGAAAUGCAUAUAUUACUGAAAAUAACCACAAGGCAUAUUAUUUAUAUCUGGGGAAGUUGCUUGCAAAACAACUGCGCUGGCUUGGCCUGAUGGGAGUUGUAGUCCAAAACAUCUAGAGGGCACCAGGUUGGCGAUGGCUGCAAUUACGCAAUUAACAUAGCACGGGGUUUUUGUGUUGCAAUUUCGAGAGGGCUGUCUGAGUUACCCAUCUGUUGCACCAAAAGCAAAGACAGAAUAUUGCACCACAACUUAAAGACCAACUAAUGUUGUUAUGGCACAAGCCUUUCUGGAAUCAUGAAUUUGUGAGUCUCUAAGGUGCCACAAGGCUCCAGCCCCAACCUUUAUCAUGCUCCCCUCCAGCAAACUUCCCCACCACCAGCAGCUGCUUUUUAUGUAACGAAAACCAUGCACAUUAAUUGCUUUCAUGCAAUAAACUUCGCUGUCUUGUUUGGUCGUCAGUCCAUGCAUUAGCAGUGCCAAAGUUUUGCCUUUUUAUUAUCCUAACACUGUGCCUUAGGCUCACCAUCUUACAUCAUAGCUGCAUUUCUACCCAAGCUGCAGCCUGGAUCUCUUCUGCAACUGAUAGAAAGCCUGCCCUUUGGUGCUAGCUCUGAUCCGAGGGCCCUCUUUCGUAAUUCUGUCCAGACCUCACCCCCGUGCCAUGCACCUCUGCAAGCCUUUCCCCUUGCUGAGAAGACCAAAGUAGUGUUCUGCCCACACUUGAUGCUUCCAAGAUGCUCCUUUUGACCUGGGAGCAUGUCAUAAUGACCCCGUCUAGAACAUUGUAGAUCUGCUUUGGAUUGUUGGGGUUUAUACUAUCUUGGCUUCCCUGCAAAGGACACUGCGGGUUGUCAAUCGCUUAAGGUGCUGAGAAUGAUCUCCUUGAAGAUCCUGUCGCAGACCUACAGUUCCAAGGGGGAGAGGAAGUGGCAGGUAAACCAGUUCAAGCCUGUCGUGUAGACAUGGCCUCUGUGUCUCAAUCAGUAGGACUAAAACCGGAGAACCAGCCAUAGAGACAAGUAGGGGGUACAUGGUUCCCCAUCCUCUUUCUUAGGUGCAGCUAACUCCACUAUGGUUCUCCAGAGGACUGUGAAGCACUCCCUGGCAGGGCUGUGCAUGUUCCAUGUUCAAAAUUCAAGAUUUGCACAUUCAGUCUUUGGAAUAUAUUGCGCCACACACUGAAGAGCUUACGCCAUGGGUGACCAACCUUUCAAUGUGAUAUCAUCUUUACAACUAUUACAGGAAUUGUAAAGGAUGCUUGUCCCUUUAAACCUGUAGACCUUCAAGCUGGACCUCCUGCCCCCCCCCGGUGGUGUAGAUGUUCUGGUGUUGAAAGGUUGUCCCCCCUUGACCUAAACAUUGGCUGUCAGCUGUCUGUGAGUCCCCUCAAGUAUCGUGGCUGAGCUGCUGUUAUGUCACAGAAUGUGCGUGAUCAUUAGUGGUUAGAGGGGGCUAUUUACAAUUUACGUGGUUCUUUUGAGAGAGAUGUCUGGUUCUGUGGAAAGAGUUGUGGGAAUGAGGUUCAGAAGAGAUGUCGAUUCCACAUAUCGCUUCAACAUAUCAAGUCUUCUCUGCAAGUUUCUAAUGAUGUAUAUUUGCACAUAUAUGCUUCCAUACUUUUCCUCCUGCUAAUUGAUUUCCCCCCCUCCCUCCCAAAUCAUUGGAGUUCAAAAGAAGAAAGUUAGAGGAAUGUGAAAGAACUCUAGGAGGCGAAGAAACUCGGAGAACUUUCCAACCAUUUAUCUAAAUUCAUGAGGUCUAGCAACUUGCUUUAAAACAAGUAUGUACACCAAAGAAUCGCGAGGUUCUCAAAUGUGUAGCUCUUUGUUGGGCAGCAGAUCCUUUGCUGGCAUGUCAUCCUUUGGGCUGGGUGGGACACAAACAACAUUCCUUUCAUUCAUUGCAUUACUUUGUCAACAAACUUUUGCCAGUAGUCGUGAAGUUCAAAUCUGCUUCCCGGCCUCUCCAGCUGUGUUUUCGCAGUAGCACUUUUUCUUGUCAAGUUUGCUCUCAUGUGAGCACUGUGUGUAGGGAAUAACUGUCACUUUUAUUCCAUCUGCAUUGCUUCAUGUAUACCGGUACCUGCUGGGCUCAGAUCCCUCCCUCUUUCACUGCAUUUCAGCUGCACACUCGAGAUUGUUUGCCCGCUCCAUUCAGCCUUAUUGUUACUAUUGCAAAAGCCAUGUGCUUAUUAUUUCACAUCAAAACAGCAGCAUUUAUCUGCCUACUUUGCUUGCUGUUUGCUUUAGGAGUGACUAGUCGCUGACUUUGGAUAAUUCUAAAUUGGGUGAAACAGACAGGGAGCAGAGAGCGUGUAACCGACAUUCAGGUGGCCUGGUUCUGGUGGAAGCUGUGUGGCACUUACAAGACCAAACAGGUCCCUAGAGUGUGCUUAGAAAACCCCUUGGCCCACUGGUGCAGCUGUAGGUUCCCCAUCCUGUAGGCAGGGCCCUCACCCCUUUAUUCUUAAAAUGCCAACAUCUGCAACCAAAGACUCCAAACUCUGCACCCAGAAUAGAUGAUGAAAGCCACCUAUACAAAAUAUGAAUAUCCUUAUGCGUGUGCAUAUACUGUUUCGCCCAGUUCAUUCUGCUUCCAAACUGUUCCCAGCAGCCCUGCAUUUGCAAGGUCAUUCCCAAUCACCUUACUGCAGAGGCAAGGGCUGAUCUGCAUCCCAGGACUUUGCACCAGCAGAGCUGCCCUGGGCUAUAAAGGGAAGACAGCUCCACAUCAAACCUCAGGAUCAAGGCCAGAAGUUUGAUUCCAUUUUUUUUGGGGGGGGGAUCUAAGGAACCAACUGUCUUCACUGAGACCUCCCUGCUGGUCUUGAUGCCCUUCCUUGGGAGACCCAGGUGUGCAGAGGACCCCCUGCUGCUUCUGCAAUGUGCCUUUGUCACUGUAACAGCAUUUCAGCCUAAAUAAAACAAGUUAUAUUUACCA